Hordeum vulgare subsp. vulgare (domesticated barley) is the source of this 1527-nucleotide messenger RNA. Its product is annotated as glutathione S-transferase T3-like. The coding region runs from base 1 to 1446 and encodes 481 amino acids. The record is from RefSeq and is a predicted model, not a curated record. The transcript has 4 exons. NCBI's taxonomy places the organism in Eukaryota, Viridiplantae, Streptophyta, Magnoliopsida, Poales, Poaceae.
AUGACGGAUUGGGGUCGGGGAAGCUGCGGUGGCCCGGCGGCGAUGCGGACGACGGCGUGGGUAGGCGUUGGGGAGGUACGGGAGGAGGUGCUGGAACUGGGCGGUGGCGGGGACGGGCUGGGAGCAAGGCGAGGGCUAGCUGCCGGCACAGUCGGCGGGGAUGAAGAACAACCAACGUGUCACCGACUGGCGGGCCAGGGGGUGGAGUACGCGCUUGUUGCCCGCGUCCAUUUUGUCUCCGUGCCAAUCGAAACGAGGCUCAAAAUUGAAUCGGAAAUGGUGGAACGAGUAUAUGGGCGUGGAAGUUAUACACGUCCAUCCACGAGGCUACUCCUCGUGGAAAUAAACACGAGCCAGCCACGCUCGUGCAUGGAAACGAGCUGCUCCAGCGAUCCUCCCGCCUCCGUCCAGAGGCCAUCGAAGCUCGCCGGCGACCACUCCCCUCUGAUGAAUGAUGACCAAACCUUCUUGGACAUCAUUGAUUUUGGUUACACAGAAACACAACUAGAAAGUUCAAUUGGAGAGCAACCAACCCCAUCAACUCAGCAUCAAGCAACACCAAUAACAGAGAAAGCAAAAUCCAACAAAGGAAAAAAUUGGUCUAGUGAGGAGGACAAGAUUUUGAUAGCAGCAUGGGGAAAUACAAGUUUGGAUAGUGUCGGGACAGAUCAAAACAGAGAUGCUUAUUGGGCUAGAAUUUCAGAGUACUACAACUCACACAAGAUGUUAUCAUGGCCGGAGCGUAAUGCUAAUGCAAUCAAUUGCCGUUACACAUUGAUUAACAAAGAGACCGCUAGAUUUUGUGGUUGCCUUCAGCAGAUUUUAAAUAGAGAAGAAAGCGGAAGGACUAUAGAAGAAAAGACAAACGAUGCACACAUUAUGUUCAAGGAAAUGGAUCUUAAAAAGAAGAAGCCUUUCACAUUGAUGCAUUGCUAUGUCGAGCUUUCGAAGUAUCCAAAGUGGCAGACAAAAGAACUUGAAACUUCUCGUAAGAAACAAAAGAAGACCGUUGGUGCAAGUCCGGGCACAUCCACCAAUGAUCUAGUUGAUGCAUCCUCGGUACGCACUGAUGCUACCUCAAUACACAGGGAUGCUUUUGAACAUGAGGAAAGACCUGAUGGUGUGAAGAAGGACAAAUUGCGGAAAGGUAAAGCUGAUGACAGUGCUUGCAAGUUGUCAUUAGAAACUGUGUGGGCAGCAAAGCAAGAGAAGGAUGACAUCAAAGAGGCGGCAAAAAAUGCUCGCUAUGCACAACAAUUUGAAUUGCGAAAAGAGGAGAUUGCACUGAAAAAGAAGGAGGAUGCACGAAACGAGAGGGAGGAUGCACGGAGACAGUUUGAAUUAGAUGAGAGGGUCAUGCUCAUAGACACUAGUGGUAUGACUGAUAUGCAAAAGCAGUUCUACCAAGCUAAGCAGAAUGAGAUCCUUGCUCGUCGCCUAGAGUAAGAACUAUUUGAUGCUUUAUCCUAGUUGUUGUAAGAACUAUUUGAUGCUUUAUCCUAGUUGUAAGAACUAUUUGAUGCUUUA